UUUACUAUUACUAGUCACACCCUAUUUUGUUAUUGAUGUAUGUUAAAGUUAUUUUCGUAAUUAACAGUAUAUAUCGUUGUAAUUAAAUUUCUUACAUAAACCAUUUAAGUUAAUCGAACUCUAUUGUUUAUAAUUCGAUUUUCUGUAACAAAAUGAUCGCUUAGUUAAUAAGACAGUUUUAGGUUAUGGAUAUUAUCUUCUUGAAAGCAGGCUAAAUUUCAAAAUUUUGUACUUAUUCUGCUAUCAAGAGUGAAUUUUUCAAUUAAAUACAUUUCUGUGGCGUUUUUUUUUUUUUUUAACGAGAUUCGAAGCAUUUUAUGUUCAUAUUUAUUUUAAAGUUAUGAACCAAGUUUAGGCUGAGGCUAACUGACUGCUCUACAGUUGGUAAAUAAAGAGUGGUCUUCUUAAAUGGGAAAUUUAAAAAUUUGCAAUGAGAACUAAAAGUUAUCUUCUAGGAUUUACAUGUAUUGUUGCAACAAGUAUACUUUUAAUUAUAUUUGGAGAUCAAAGACCUGUACAAAACAUCUUGACAGAAACUCACAAGCAGCUUAAGAAUAAUUUACAAACUUUUAAAGACAAUCUGAAAGAGGCAGAAGAGAAGCGCUGGACAGCCGACGAGAAGUAUUUGAAAGCUCUCGGGUUCACGACAAGUCCUCGGCUGUAUCCUGCAGCAGUGUGGACCAACACUUCUCUCCCUAUCGUGGUGUCGUACCUGUUAGACGGAGAUGCCGAGCUGGGCGUAGGUCUGGCCCGGAACAUUGCUCACCAUCUGCCCAACAAUACCUUGCUUCUUUAUAACCUUGGGCUGGGGCGAUAUGAUUUACAGCUUAUACUGACCUACUGCAACACUAGCCGCUGCGCUGUGGUGGAUUUUUACCUGAGUGACUUUCCUUCCCAUGUCAGCGACCACAAGAUUCAUGCCUUUCGACCAAUCAUCAUUCAGGACGCAUUGAACCAUGCUGGAGCUGUUCUCUUUAUGGAGAACAAUUUGCGGCUCACAACCGGAAAUAUUCAGCCACUUGUAGACAAGGCCAAGGGAUCGGCGGAUCAGGCAGGCAGUGGCAUCAUCUGCUGGGCUACGAGACAAGCCGUCACCUUACUCACUCAUCCUGCCAUGUUCCACUACUUCCACACAACCGACGAAGGGUUCAAGUUCCUACCCAUGGUGGAGGCCAGCCGGCUGCUCAUAUUCAACACGCCCGAGGUGCACACAGACAUUAUGUUGCCUUGGAUACAAUGCUCUCUCACUCAUGAUUGUAUCCUGCCCAUUGGUGCCCAAUCCAACGGGUGCAGGUUUGACAAGAAACCUCAAUACAGGUACUCAGGGUGUCACAGUCAUGACUCCUCAGCCCUCAACAUCGUGUUGGGACUCAAGUUCGAGUUUGACGAUACCUGUUACGCCACGCAGACUCAGGACACCUACUUCCACUCGGUGACGGCCAGUCGCGCAGCGGAGGAGUUGGCAAGACUGCAGGAGAACGUCACUGACGCCACCACUGACAGCUGAGAGUAGCCUGCUUGAUCGCCUCCACGGAGAAUCGGAGGGUGAGGUCACAAUGGACUGUCAGAGUAUAACGUUCCUCUGCUUUAAAUUUGUUAAGUGUGACAAAACGUAUAAUGUCAACUAGCCACAAAGUGGGUUUAACUAGGCUAGUGAAAUUACUUCCGAUAUUUUUUGUUAACGAAGAGAAGGGAUUUUUAUAGUGCUUUUUUAUAGUAAUGACCUAUUUUCUAGUGUGUAACUACAAUUAUCUAAUAAAAAUGCAACCAAAGGUAAACUAAACUCAUUUAUCGUAUUCUGUGACAUACAAAAUGUUCCAAUGCUGUUGGGUCUAAAUCAAUAACCUAAAAUAUUUCUGGUUCUUUCAAAUGAUCUAUUAUAUUCGCAAACAAUGUUAAUACCAAAUUUCGACCAACCAUAUGAUCGGUAAUUUCUUAUAUAUUUAUUAUAAUAAGUAUAUAUUAUUAUUAUGAAAGUAUGCUCUGGCAUUAAUAAAGCUACAGUUUUAAGACAAAAUAACUGUUGUAAUGAAUUUAAAAAUAUUCUGAUGGUUGUUGUAUUUUCUUUUUAAGAAACUAUGUAUUAGUGAGAUUUGUAAAGUUUAUUUAUGUGUGUCAUGUAUUGUCAAAUCAUUUUAUGAAAGGAAACAUGUAAUCUCUUGAAUUUGUUCAUUUAUGAAUGAGUGAUACAUUCAGUUAUCGUUGAAAUAUGUCAUUGUUAUUAUUCCAUUGAGGACUUACAAUAAUAACCAAAGACCAAUAGUAUUAAGCUAUUACUUGAAAGACUUAAUGAUUAAUAUCAAAUUAAAAGCCCCCAUUCCUAUUUCGAACAUGUUGAGUCGUAUUUAAUGUUUCAUUUUCAUGAAUUAAUGAUGGAUAAGUUAAUGAAACGUUAAAAUGUUGUGGUAUACUUCAUUUGUGUAUUAGUCUAAUUGUAAUAGAAGCUUAAGUAUUUUCUUAACUUGAAAUAAUUAUAUUUAUAAAAAAUAAUGUUACACUGUUACAUUUAAGAGUGGUGUUUUGUUAUAGAACUGUAGCAUCUCCCCUCCUUAUCUUUACAAUAUUCAUUUUCUCGAGUAUGUUAUUGUUUGUAAUACGUUUAUUAUUAUGUUUGUGUUCACGUCCAAUUCUCGUGAAGCGUUAAUGAUUAAUUAUAAUGUUGGAUGAAAUACUCUCUACUUGAUAGACUGUAUUACGAGAAUAAACAAAAAUAUUAAAAACGGAAACUUGCACUUGCUUGUAAGACCAAUGUUAGGGCAAAAACGGUACAUUAAUGACACUACGGCUGUUAGACCUGGUUUUAUUUCGCAGUUUGUAAUUUAAUUAGCACUUUAAACUGUACCAAACACUGUUGUACCUUAAUUGCUCUCAUGUACAGUAUUUCACCCAACAUAAAAAUUAAAAAAGAAUGUUUUGCUCUCUACGGUCUAUUUUGACUUUGUAGAAUAAUCAUAGUAUAAAUAUAAUGAGACAGAUUAGUUUUGUAUUCUCUUUCACCAAACACAAGCGAGGAAAAUAUUUGGUCUUGGGCUGUAUUGCGGAGAUAAAUCAGUCUCUUUCUUAAUGGCCGUAACUUUCUUUUAUUUGAGCAUUCGCUGUAGGCUCAUCGCAGAAGGUAUGAUAAAUUCGAGUAAUGUUAUUUAAACAAUCAACAUUAAAGAAAUGGUAGUUGUUGCGGUUUUAUAGAUGGCAGGUUUUAGUUAAGCAGAUUAUUUAUAAUCGUAAAACAGGCGUGUAAAGACGAACCAGGGCAAUAAUCCGUUUAUCUGUUAGUGGUAAAAGAAUCACCCCCCUAAUUUUGUAUGGGAAUAAUACAAUUAUUUCUAAAAAAAAAUUCUAAAAUAAUCUCUGAUUUUUUAAAUUUUGAUGUCAUACUAUUUUGGCUGUAUUCUAAAAAUGUUAAUGUCUUUACAGUUAAUUACGAAAUUGAAAAUGUGUUAGAAUGGUGCUGAAAAUAGAUUUCUUCUAAUAUGAGAAUUAUUGGAGCAUUAAAAUUACGAUAACUUCAAAUAAAACAGUUGUUUGGUUUGCCAAAAUAUACAACAUUUUUUAAAUACAAUCAUUAGAAUUUUUCAAAUUUUGGGCUUGGAGCCCAAGAAGAGCUUUUUGUGCUUAUUAUCUUAAAAUAUCUAGAAAUAGCUAUUAUCUUAAUAGAAACGCUUUUAUCUUCAGUCAAUAUGUGUAAUAAGUAAAAUACUACAUUUCAGUUUUUCUUCUGCCAUUUUAAGAUAGAAAAAAGUCAUUCAGUUUUUCGUUAUGUUUUUCUUAUAAAUAAGUUUAAAACAAUAACAUUACAAAUAUUCUUAUUUCAGAAUUGAACCCGAAACUUCCAGAUUUUGGCACAGUCUGUACUUAACAUGGUUGAAAAUAUUUUUUAAAUUUUCAAAGGGUGGCUUUGUGGGGAAAUUGUUUGGUUCAGUAUUGUAGAAUAAUCUGUUCUCUUACAGUUGAUUUCAGGCACCCAUAUAUCGUUAUUUUUAUUAAUGUAGUAAUUGGUACUUGAAUAUUUAUAUGCAUACAAUUUAUGAAUAGCAUUACUUUAAUAGUAUAUACUUAAACACCGAGUGAGCAUGGAAUUUAAUCUUAGUCUAAAAUCUGUACAAUUUAUUUUCAUACUCCUCACACCGAGAGUUAUAGUUAUCUCUGUCCCUGUUAAUUAAAAUUAUUACAGUAACACACAAAAACUGCAACAUCUUUAUACUUUGUAACAUGUUCUUUAUCCAACUAUAACAAUUCUAUUGACACCAACAAAGCAAUCUGUGUUUAGUGCUUCUCUAUGUCUUCUGCUAUCUUGCUUUUUAUUUGGUCUUCCUCUAAUCUUCUUCCAUAAUUAAUAGUGAUUUAAUAAAGCAUUAUACAAAAGCAUGUCCAAUUUAAAAGUGAGUAACGCUCAGUAAAGUGUGUGAAGAAAGAUGUAUGACUAUCUUUUCAUAAUAGUGAUAGAAAAUUUUAGGAUUAAUAAGAAAUGUAUUUACGCUAAAUGAAUUCCACAAUUGUACAGUAGGGCUGGACAUGUAUUUUGAAUGUUGGAACAGAAAUUUGAUCCUGAAAGUGUGGAAAAUCAAAGUCAAACAGGUGUUGUAAACAUUUUGUAGUACGAGAUUCAAUCGAGUGUAAACUUUCAGGAGAGUUGGAGGAAUAGAGCAAGAUACAGAUCUGUCAUUGUAUUACUUUUGUUCUUUCCUUCUAUGGAACAAAUGUUGUAUUUUUUCUUAAUCAGAGGGAAUAAGUAACUGGACUGUUCCUAACACUGAAAUUACAGGUCUUUAUGGCCUCCAAAGAGAUGAAAUGUAAGGAUUUUUAAAUCACAAAAUGGAACUUCAAUUGUAAUAAAUUCAAGAAAAAAGCCUCCACCCAACUGUGGAUGACUAGGACAUAAGUCCUUUUCUCGUCUCAAUCUCAAGACCACAGCAGGAUUGAGAUGUGCCUCCUAGACCGUGCAUAUAACACUUACGCUGUUUUCAAAUUUGUUAAAUUGUACAAGACAGGUAUUAAUAAGCCUGAGAUAAUCCCUUCUGGAGCAUUGCCAGCCACUCUAGUAUUCUGAGAUUACAACAGUUGUCCAUUUUUUAUGAGCAAGGUUUUAAAAAACUGAGCAGCCAUUUGAAAAAUUAAAGAUGGUCUUUUUCUUCUUUUUUGUUUCUCAGCUUCUUGUUCUAAGUGAACAAAAAAUUCUUUAUUUGAAAAAAAUAGAAACAAAAAAGAAAAUGAAGACCAUUACAUUUUCAUUUCGAAUAUCUCAUUACACUUAGUCCUUAAAGAACCUUUACACUUGCCCAGCCCUAUUAUUAAUUCAUACUUUUAGUUAAACUAUAACUUAUAGUUAUAAUGAAUUUCAUUUGUAAGGAAAUGGAAGAUUUGUUUGAAUAGUGAUUGAUUUAAGUUACCGUAAUAUAUUUGGACUGGACGGAUAAUUAGCUUUUUAGAUUUUAGCUUAUAGAUGUUUCCUCGAAGUAAGGAAAUUAUUUUUCAGCAAUAUUUUGUACAUAAUAGGUUAUCAUUAUUGUCUGAAGAUGUUUUUGUUUCAUUUCGCUUAUAAUGGUUAUAAACUCUGGUUGUUGUUUGUAUUUGAAAGUACAAAAGUAAUCGAGAUCUGGUUUGUGUUUUCCAUUACCAGCAAUUUUAUUUAUCAGAGUUUCCAAUUUAGUUAACGUACAUUUCAGACGAAGUGUUACUUUUUAAGUAAUUGAGGAGUGUCGGAUGAAUUGGUUUCUAGGAACCUAAUGGUUGGUACAGUAAACGUUGUUUUUAAACCGGUAGAUAGACUUGUAUCCAGAAUCGACAAUACAUAUUGUCCAACUCUUCUUGUAUAGUUUAGCUAGGAUAGCUUUUUGUGUGAAACAUCAACAAUGGAAUGGCUUGUUGGUGCUGGUAGGGCCUGUGAUUUAGAAGAAAUCGUGUUAUUGAAAACCCUAACUUCGGCAGGGCUGUAGUUUAAAUAGCAUGGUUGGAUGUGGGGAGACUAUAGCAUCAAAAAAGAACCCUGGUCACUGUUGGAAAAAACGGGGAAAAAUCCACUGUACAUAGACUUCCUCAAAUUCAGAUGAAGCACGUACUUUUACCAGUUGGGGAUUGAAUUUCCUAUCAGAUGCCUAUUCAGAGGUAGACCUAGUAUGUGUCUAUAGGUACUGUGGCAUAUCCAGGCUUAUUAUCUCUCUCAAUCACUCUGUUUAUGGGAUAUCGUGAUGAGUAGAUACCUCUGUUCAGGUCGGCUCACUAGAAUCUUUACUAUAGUCUGCUUUCCAAGUGCUGCAUCGCCAAGUUGGCAAGACUGUAAGAGGAAUGAAGGGGCGAUCACAUUUUUAGCACUGUCAUUCGACAUGACGCUUCAUUAACCAUUAACAGAGAGGGCGGUUGUUUUUCUUGAGAGCUUGCGGAUAUCGGAUAAGACCGAAAAUGUACACAAGGUGGUUGUGGCGCAGCUGUAGUGUUGGGCCUCGGAACAGAACUAUCCCACGAACUUCAGCACCCCUCGUCAGUACUCUUUAUACUAUUGUUUACAUACCGAUAACGUCUGACAUUAAAACAUUAUAUGGAGGUUCAAAUAUAAUUUGAAGUUAUUUGAAAAGUGACAAUAGGUUUUGUGAUACAUCUUUCAAAUUUAUACUACAUAUCCUGCAUAAAAACUAUAAAGUUAGACUACGGUAAUAUAUUUAAUGGCCUUCAUUGAUUGUCGCCGCACUCCUCAGUUACAUUUUAUUAUCCUUGUGUUAUUUCCAUGACAUUGAGUAUUAAAUUGUUAAUAUUAUAUGUUAUUUUAAUAUCCAUUACUAGGUAUAUAAAUGUAAUUGCACUAACGCCACUAGUAUGGAUAUUCCAAUGGUACUUACACAAUUAUCUUUUAGCGCUUACCGUGGAAAAUAGUGAUACAUUCCUUAAUUGUGAACUCCUGUUGCAUAUUACUUUUGUUAUAGCCAUAAACUUACGUUAUUCUUUAUGAAACUUUUAUAAAGAUUUUGGUUCAGAUUAAGCUUAACUCUAUUUUAUUUUAUAUCAUUGUAAAAGCAAAUUUAUUUUUUAUGGUAAUUUUUACUAGACAUAAAAAUUUAGGUAUAUUGAGGAUCUUUUCAAGGAAGAAGUAUUUGACAUUUUAAUUUCCUACAAUUAGUAAUUAUAUAAGUGUUUUAUUAGUUGUAUCGAUAUUUACCUGUCUGUUAGAUACAAAAUAACUUUUAGUUGGGGUUUAGAUCUUAUGGACUGGUCACAAUACUUCAUUUCAAGAUAAUUUAGUUGGUAAAAUGAAUAAGAAAUUUAGUUUUGAAUAAUUAAUCACAUUAUUUGUUUUAGAACCAAAGGGCAAAUUCAAAAGGUUAACCGAGUUUGUAAAAAUAAUGUGUAAGAACAAGACAAUAUAGUAGGGUUUCAGCCAUUUGCCAUCAUUAUAUGUUACAAAAAAUAUAACACUAUGGUUCGAGGAUUGAAAUCUACCCUCUUCUUUAGGUGUUAAAACUGCGGUAAUGGAUUAAAAAAUCACUCAAAAAUAUAACGAUGGCAAUGUCUGAAUCCUCAUCGUUCAAUUCAUCCAUCACCAAUAACAAACGUUAAACAAAGAAUUGAGACAUUUAUUUUUGAAAUGAAAAUACUUUAAAUUUGUUUUCACGUGUUCUUUAAGUAGCACAAUUUUUCUUUAAACUCAUAAAGAAAUGUUCAAUUGAAAUAGGACAAUUUCAUAUGCACUUUCUUUUACAUUGGCACAUGCUUUUUAAUAACUUGUUUUCAGACUAUAUGUAUUAGUAAUGCUAAAAAAGAGUUGGAGUUUUUUUUAAGAAUAUUUCCAAUAAAUAUUAAACUAUAAAUUGUGAAAUAAAAAGGAUGAGCAACUUGCAUUUAUAGUCUCAUGUCCUCAGAAAUAGGUAUGAUCUUGCAUGUUAACAUGUUAGGUGAUGGGUAUCUAUUUCCAUUACGUUGUGUAAAAUUAGAAUUGAAUUCACAAAAUUAUAAUCCUUUUGUUUUAGGACAAACAUUAUUCGAUGUAAACGCCCGAAUUGUACAUUGAAAAACGCCAGUCUCUUCCAAAUGGAUUCAUUUAAAAAUGUUCUUCUUAGAAACAGUUUCAAAAACAACUGUAAAUACAAAUUUCUACAUUUUUUAAUUGUUAAAAUAUUUUUUUAUAUAUAUUUAACUUGACUUGGUUAGUUUGUAAUGUGUGAAUGAUCUAAUCGUAAAAUGAAAUAUCCAUUUACUGCCAUUUUAAUAAAUACAGUGUCUAAUUUUUUUCACAAAUAAGUCAUUUUUAUUUGAAAUGAAUCUUAAACAUAUAAUUUCUUUGUAGUUUUGUACACCCUAUCGUGUAGUUUUACCAAAAAACAAACACGUGCUUCAACUAUGAUUUGUAACACCUAUGACAAAAAUAACCACAGUCCUGUUAUCUGAUAUCAAUAAUUAAGGUUUAGAAGGGAAUUCAUAGAGUUGUUAAGCAUAUAUGUUACUAUUGAAGUAGUAAUAAAUACUUCAGUAUAGUAUCAAUAAUAUCAAACUAUUUUUUCCUUGGUGUUUUUUUGUCCCUAGAUCUGCAAUAUUUUUCUAAGAAUCUGUAAUUUGUAUUCUACCUUAUAUAUUUUUAAUAGUAUAUUCUAAUGUGUAUAGAUUUUAAUCAGGUAUUUGUGAUCUUAAAUUAAUUAUAUUGUUAUGAUUUCAGGAAUAAAAUUUAAAAAUUAUAAUCAGUGUGUUGUUUCCAGGAAUUUUGCUUGUUAAUUUCUUCUUGUUAUACACAACCACACUUUGGUGAUUUAUUUUCUUAUUUAAUGUGUAGAUUAGUUUUUGUAUAAUUGUCAGCUUCUUACUAAUUUGUACUCUAAACCUAGCAAUAACACUGAUGACACACUGCAUUAGUUUAUUUUUCUACAUUCUUUUAGAUGUGGUCACAUUAAUUACUUAUGAUAUUGAAAUUGUGAUAUUAAUGUACAUAAUUGUUUCGGCACAGCUUGUACAUUCUUUUGUCGUACAUUAAAUUCUGUAACAAUUA
Molecule: messenger RNA, 8965 nt
Organism: Homalodisca vitripennis (glassy-winged sharpshooter)
Lineage: Eukaryota; Metazoa; Arthropoda; Insecta; Hemiptera; Cicadellidae
Exons: 6
Coding region: 431-1507 (358 amino acids)
Source: RefSeq, a predicted model, not a curated record